AUGGGAAACGUGUGGAGCAGAGGGGUGCAGGGGAGCGGUAUUGGGGACCAGUGCUCUGAGGGGAGCGGUAUUGGGGACCAGUGCUCUGAGGGGAGCGGUAUUGGGGACCAGUGCUCUGAGGGGAGCGGUAUUGGGGACCAGUGCUCUGAGGGGAGCGGUAUUGGGGACCAGUGCUCUGAGGGGAGCGGUAUUGGGGACCAGUGCUCUGAGGGGAGCGGUAUUGGGGACCAGUGCUCUGAGGGGAGCGGUAUUGGGGACCAGUGCUCUGAGGGGAGCGGUCUAGGGUGCUCUGAGGGGAGCGGUAUUGGGGACCAGUGCUCUGAGGGGAGCGGUAUUGGGGACCAGUGCUCUGAGGGGAACGGUAUUGGGGACCAGUGCUCUGAGGGGAACGGUAUUGGGGACCAGUGCUCUGAGGGGAACGGUAUUGGGGACCAGUGCUCUGAGGGGAACGGUAUUGGGGACCAGUGCUCUGAGGGGAACGGUAUUGGGGACCAGUGCUCUGAGGGGAACGGUAUUGGGGACCAGUGCUCCGAGGGGAGCAGUAUUGGGGACCAGUGCUCUGAGGGGAACGGUAUUGGGGACCAGUGCUCUGAGGGGAGCG
This is a messenger RNA of Clupea harengus (Atlantic herring), 601 nucleotides long. Its product is annotated as keratin-associated protein 21-1-like. The transcript is spliced from 2 exons. The annotation marks the transcript as partial. The record is from RefSeq and is a predicted model, not a curated record. Lineage: Eukaryota; Metazoa; Chordata; Actinopteri; Clupeiformes; Clupeidae.